This is a messenger RNA of Equus caballus (horse), 8608 nucleotides long. NCBI's taxonomy places the organism in Eukaryota, Metazoa, Chordata, Mammalia, Perissodactyla, Equidae. The record is from RefSeq and is a predicted model, not a curated record.
CCCUCCCGGGUCCCGAUUGUCUCCGUCCCCGUCUCCGUCCGCCGCGCCCGCCUCGCCCUGCCCCGUCUCUCUCCCUCGCACUUCCUGAGUCGCCCGCCGCCGCCGUCUCGCCGCGGGAGCCCGCGCCCCAGCCGCCGCUGCCCCGGCUCCAGCCCCCGUAGCCCGCGGCGCCCGCCCGAGGGACCCGGCGCCCGGGGAGGGAACAGCGGGCGAGCGCGCCUCGCCCAGCCCCGCGCCCCAGCCCUGCCCGGCGAGGAAGGACCGGGAAGAUGAACAACGGCGGCAAAGCCGAGAAGGAGAACACCCCGAACGAGGCCAACCUUCAGGAGGAAGAGGUCCGGACCCUAUUUGUCAGUGGUCUCCCUCUGGAUAUCAAACCUCGUGAGCUCUAUCUGCUUUUCAGACCGUUUAAGGGCUAUGAGGGUUCUCUUAUAAAGCUCACAUCUAAGCAGCCCGUAGGUUUUGUCAGUUUUGACAGUCGCUCAGAAGCAGAAGCUGCAAAGAAUGCUUUGAAUGGCAUCCGCUUCGAUCCUGAAAUUCCGCAAACACUACGACUAGAGUUUGCUAAGGCAAACACGAAGAUGGCCAAGAACAAACUAGUAGGGACUCCAAACCCCAGUACUCCUCUGCCCAACACUGUACCUCAGUUCAUUGCCAGAGAGCCAUAUGAGCUCACAGUGCCUGCACUUUACCCCAGUAGCCCUGAAGUGUGGGCCCCGUACCCUCUGUACCCAGCGGAGUUAGCGCCUGCUCUACCUCCUCCUGCUUUCACCUAUCCCGCUUCACUGCAUGCCCAGGAAGGCAGCUCCAACUCUGCCCUUUGCUUAGUGAGCAAGUGGAUUCAGAUGCACAAAGCCAUAAGCCAUGGAUGCGCUGGCUCCCUCCCUCCGAGGCUACUUCUCAGGGCUGGAAGUCCCGUCAGUUCUGCUGAAUACUAUGUUCCAGGUGUGUGAUGGUGGCUGCAGUCUGUCUUGUGGGUAUUAACGCAAUCUCCAACAGUGGCUACUGUUCUCGAGCUGUUCUGCGAAACUGGAGCGUGCUGCCCUUUCUUGGUGACUCGGGGACAGGUUCAUGAGCCUCUUCAGAAAUAGAGUGAUGAUUGAUUGCCCUUGGGCAGUAACUGAAUUGUGUCGGAUCCUCACUGAAUUCCUCCAGACUGCUGGGCUCUUCUAGUGGGUGAUGAUUUUGGUGAUUUGUCCAUCUUUUCAGUUGACACCAGCUGUUACUUCUUAGUUCAUCCGCUUCUAGCAGUAAGUGUAGUCUUAAAACUAACAUAGCAUUCCCAGAGGUGACCUGCCUGCCAGGCACCACAUGCAGGGGCUUCUGGUCUCUUUGAAAAGCUUGGCCUAGAACAGCUGGAAUGCCAGGGGCAGGCCAACAGUGGGUAUGUCUCAGCCCAAAUAAGGUGGCAAAUUUCAUCCCUACGAGGGGCCUAUAAAGAAGAGAUGAGUCAGAAAGAGGGCAAGAUUCCUGCUGAGGACAGAGAACCAGGCAGUUCUGGCCAAGGAGAUCAUUACUACAUAUUUGGGGCUUAAGUAAUUUCCUGCUCAGAAUAAUACCUUUCGGGGCCUGUCCAGAGGGACACACGGCCAGGGUGUAUGGGUUUGCAGCCCGCCUCCCCGCUGCCUGCACGGGAAGCCAGCAGCCUGCACUUGGGGUCUAUUUUCUCCCGCCAUCUGUAUCACACUAACCAGACUUAUCGACAGGUAAACGUUUUCCACAUCACAUAGGGCAGCUGAUAUUCAUCCCACUAAUUCCAUAGCCUUUGAAUUUUUUAGAUUUUCCUUUUGUCAUGCUUCCGAAUAGCAAUGCCCAUGAUAUUACCAAUAUUACCACUCAGUAAAAUUUUUUUAAAAGACAAGAUUUUGUUGGGUUUUUUUCCCCCUUCUCUGGAGAAAUUUAAAGACCAAUUAAAAGCCCCCCAUACAAUUUUUUGGAAGCAGGUUAGAAUAAUGAUUUUUUAAAAUGCAGUAAAUUGACCCAAACAUCAGUCGUUCAUGGCACCUGCAGAUGAGCCCAGACUGGCGGCAGCAGCAGCUGUCUUCAUGCAGACAACGGGAGGGCCUACUGGGGAGGAGACCCGCGCCACUGUCCUGGGCAGCCAGACACCCCAGACAGGCCUGAGGAGGUGGGGCGGCUGCCCAGCACGGGCCAGGUGGGGAGAAGGGUGUCUUUGGCACUAGCCACAUUCAUGCUGGGGCUCACCAGUUCUGGGCAUCCAGGGCCGACAAGAAUGAGUCUGGAGGCAGCUUUCCUUUUCCCAAAUCUGAAGUCGAUGACAGUCCUUACGGCCUGCCCUGGGGGGAGCAGAGAGAGGCCUGGCCUAGGAGGAGCCUGCCGGCUUGUUGGUAGAGGGGUGGGCGGGAUGCGUCUGUAGCACAGGGAGGGGUUGCUCACUACUGAAGACUGAGCCAUUCUUGUUCAUUAAAAGCCCUAAGUCAUAUGAUAUGUCCCAUGUUUGCUGGGAGUUAGACGGAGGGGAAUAUUCCUUAUCUGGCUUUUGAUAAAAAUGACUAAAUCUUAGAGAAUUUCUUGGGGAAGAAGUCAUUAGUAAAGAGGUUAAGUAUUUGUAGAUGGAUUAGGGGAAAAUAGAGAAAGAAUAUUCUUGUUGCUGAGAGGAAAGGCUCACGGGGAUUCAGACAGACAGACUCUGACUUAGCAACGAGGAAAGCAGAGUCUGGGAAGAGCAGCCUGGGCCUGGAUUGCUCCCCUGGCGGCCGCAGGCACCCGGCCCCACAGCCGUCAGCAGCUGUCCCCAAGUGCUGAGGGCCACAUGCUGAUCUUUGUGAUCAAGGACAACUGAAAUGGAAUGUUUUAGAAUUGUAUAAUAUUCCUUAAGACAUCAGGAGCCAUUCUCUAUUGUCUUCAAUUGGGACAGUUGCGACCUACCUCAGACAAGAUUUCUUGCAUGUAUUUCCCUCCCUUGUUUAUCCUGUCACAUGCAUGUCAUGUUGACCCCCUUUCAGGAAAGGCUCUGUGAGGAGAAUCUGCUCUCUAAACAGCCUGACACUCCCACCCCACCCCCACCCCUCCACGGUGCCGUGUUCCCGGAUGUCUUCGCAUUCUGUUUAACAUGUCCUUGUUAAUACAUUCCAAGGUCUGAACUCCGUUCCUUGCUAAACCCCUUCCUUGUUUACAGGGACUGAAAUAGCCACAUUUUGACCUUCUGUUCAGUCUGGGAACAUCUAUGGCAAUGUGGACGCAUUCUUUUCCCAUGUGAGAAUUACAUUUACACAGCACAGUUAUGGAAAAGCUCAGGAAACCAUAGACUCUCAACCCCCUUCUUCUCUCUUCCCUCCUCCCUUCCAUGUUCUUUUUCACUUCGAAAGAUCAGCCUUUCUAAUCAGCCCAACUUAACCAGACCUGUACACCUUGCUUCUUCCUGCUCAGGGGUCCAGGAAGAAGGGGACAGACUACUGUGAGGUCGCGGUGGGUUGCUUAUUGCCUGGGAAAGCUGGAGGCGCCCCCCCCAUCUCCCCAGGAUCAGCUUCCCGUAGAAGGCCCCCAUCGACGCCAAAGCUGCCCAGCAGAGGUGCUCAGGGCGCCACGGGACCAGUGUGCAGAGCCCAGCGUGGGUCCUUGGGCACAGUGUCCUGGCUCUCAUUCCAGGGCAUUAUCAAGACUAGGGCCGGGGUCUCAGUGCCACAUACCAUUAAGGGCGUAUUGUUCCCAUUUCAUUUGCCCAAGAGUCCAAGUAUCUGAAUUUUUGCUACAUGCAAGGUGUCUGGGGUGGAGGAGGGAAGAGAUAGUCUUAGGGAGGAAAAUAAUCCAGGAUAAUACUUGUGAAAGCCAAACAAGUGGCCUGGACAGUGAGAGCUCCUGGUAAGAGUUCAGAGGAGAAAGACCUGCAGGCCGAAGGGAUAAGGAGAGGCUGGAGGAAGCGGGGCUUAAACUGAGUUUUGAAAGAUAGUAGGGUUUGUGUAUGCUGAGGAGGAUUAGAACAGAAAGGAGGAAGCGAGAACAUACAAGCAUGUUCUUGUUGAAAGUGGAUUGUGACCAGGCUUCUGAGGGCCUUGAGGGGCGUAUUAGGGAUUUGGGUUUUGGGAGGCAUUGGAGAGAUCUGAGCAAGGGGGAGGUGUUUUAGGAAUCUUUGUCAUCUUGCUGCCCAGGGCAAAAUGAAUGAAAAGUCAAGUGAGAAACACAAACCAGGAGAGGCAAACCCAGGAUGGUGGCGGUGGCGUCGGGAAGUAAGAGUGAUCUAAAAGAGGAGGCUGAGUCGGGGUAGAGCGGCACCAGGUGCUAGACGGAGGGACAAAGAACAGGCAGAGGGGUCAGGUGCCAGGGCCAUGUUAAGGCAGAUGGUGAAUCUGGGUUUAGACAUGUUGCCUUUGAGGUUCUGGCAGAAAUGUCUGGGCCAAAUCUGAUAGGAAUGUCCAGGACCUGGUAGUGGAACCAGAAAGGAGCCAGGGCUAGCAACGUGCAUUUGCCCAAAGACGGUUGCUGAGCUCUACAGAGAAGAAAGCAGAAGUAGACCAGCCAGGCCCCCUGCCACUCAGCCGAGGGCUGGCAGAAACCACAGGGCCUUGGUCCAUCCUAAACCAGUGGGCCCAGCCCACGGGAAGAAGCGAUCACCUGUGGCAGAGGCUCCUUUGCCCACUCACUCAGCCCCCUCUCCCUCAGUCCCUGAAGGCAGUGUGGCAGCUUUGGUUUCAGGCCGUUGGUCUUGAUGCUGCCUGACCACUUCCAGUUUCAGCUGCUUUCCCAAGAUGGCCCUCUCCAAGCCUGUGCUCUGUAAGAGGCCCUUGGCAGUGUACAGGCCCCUUAGGAUCCCAGAGUCCAAGGGCUGCUGAGUACUGUCCCCUGUGAAUUGUUCCAAAGUAAAAACAGCCGUAGAGUGACUGCUGUUCCUCAGAAACGGUUUCUUGGAAUCAACACACACAGCUUGGGCUGCUGGCGCGAGGUCAAGUUUGGGAUGACGUGGAACUUGUCAUUUUAGGCCUGACAAGCUGAGAAUGUGGGGGAAGGAAACUGGGCCUUGUCUCCACUUCCUCUAAGCUGGUUUCUCUCCUCUGUUGAUGUAAAGUGACUGGGGAAUUGCGGGAGAGGGGGGCGUCGCCUCUUCAUGCUCUCAAGGGGAGGCUCCUUUGACAGUUCAAGGGCAGCAGAUCCGGCAUUCAUGGGGAUGUGAGACAGGCCAGGGCUCGUGGGCCCAUAGUUCCCUGCAUCCUGACCCCGUGGAAAAAUGCCCCAAGUCUGGGCACUCUCUUAGUCCUGCCACCCCUGGGGCUGCGCCAUGCUGCAUGCACCAGGAUCGUGGGAUCCCGGCACCCCGCCCCCUGCCGGGUAGAAAUCAGAGUGUAGCAGAAGAGAUACAGCUUUCGAGAGGGUUCGUCUGCUGGCCCCACUCACUAAGCAUCACAGGACAUGUGACCUGUACCAAAGAUGGCAUGUCCCAGCCCACUUAGAUUUCUCCAUCCUGGAACAUCUGGCAAGGGGGGUGGGGGCGGUGUUGAUCCCUCUGCUGUGCUGGGCAUCAGGGGAGGCAAGGAGUCAGAAAGUGAGAUUCCUGAAGGAAUUUACCUCUUCCUUCACUCCUGCUAGACAAAUCCUCCUGUUUCAGAGGAUUCUGCUGAGAAAGUAAAGGGGGGAGGUGGGGCUGUGUGCCACGCCUCCCAGAGCUUGAGCUGAGAGCAUUUCCAAACUCUAAUUUGGCCUUUCUCUAUAAUAAGCAUCAUUAAAUUGAUGUGCUGCCAGGACUAAUGAAAUGGUUGCAACAAGCCAGAGAGACAGGUAGGUGUUAUGCUGACAUUACAGAUGAGCUUCUGGAUGUCCAGACCCCUUCUCUUGAAAGCUACACCCUGAUUUCUGCCCAGGGGUUUUUCGUGACCCAUAAGUCUGUGAUAAUUAUAUUGGGUCUUCUGACUUUUGGCCCAUUAUUAUUUGCACCCAUCUGUACUGUCAUCUACAAACUAGGCUAUGACAAGAUAGACUGGCUCACAGUCCAGAUGCAGAUGCAGCCGGCACUGUGUACAAUCCUCAGAUGGAACUUAGCAAGAUCGUCCAAGUAGCUGCGUUUGAGAGUGCUCAUCUAGAUCUGUUUCCGAUUUCAGGAAUUACUGCUAAAUCCACCUUUUCCCACAUAGCUAACUAGGACGUUUAUAUGGGUUGUUAUCAGUAAUGAUGCUUUUUUCUUUAUAGCUUCCUCCCACACACAAAUAAGCAUUUCCCCGCACAGAGUUCUAGUGUGUGCUGAUAUACUUCAGCAUAGACCUCUUCUACAACCACAGAUUCACGUGAGUCUGACGUACUGAUAAGAUGGCGAGAAAACAAGGGACUUGAGAGUUAGAGACAAGUGCAGGUGCACCUCAGAGAUAGUGUGGGUUUGGUUCCAAACCACUGCAAUAAAGCGAGUCACAGGAACUUGGUGGUUCCCCAGCGCAUGUAAAAGUUAUGUUUACACUAUUCUGUAGUCUAUUAAGUGUGCAAUAGCAUAUGUCUAAAAAAGCAAUGUACACAGCUUAAAAAAUGCUAACCAUUAUCUGAGCCUUCAAGUCGUAAUCUUUUUGCUGGUGGAGAGUCUUGUAAAAAACGCAUUAUCUGUGAAGCACAAUAAAGCGGAGCACAAUAAAAUGAGGUCUGCGUGUAAAAUGAAUGACAGACUGAUGGUAGAGGUUUUACAAUGCAGCCUUUACAGAAGCGAAGCCAGACACAAACGAGCUGAGAUGUAUUUAAGAAACUCCUGGGACCAGGGUGGGACUCUGCCAAAGUCCCCUUUUUCUGUCACAAAGCAAAACAAAUAUGAGCAUUUCCUUGCAACUGCAGGAAAAGGAAGUCUUGAAAAGUUCCCAGUCAGAGAUAAGUGGAAAUUAAAUCUAUAUUCCGCACAUAUCUAGGGUGAGACCACUGAUACUCUUGUGAGUGGGCGUUACUGGAGGGUCAGUGCGUAUAUUCUAAGCUGUUAUAUACAGACACCCAUGGUCUUUUGUAGGGAUUCACCCGUGCACGAAUUCUCCCAGCCGCAGGCCCCUCCCAACACAGCCCUGCAGUGAGGAGCAGGCACUGCGCACACCUGUGAGCCCUGCUCCCCUUAUCCAUUUUCUUUCUGUUUCAGGCUUGAAAAACCUUGCCCAGUUUUGAUCCCUUCAAGACUUUGCCACAGCCUCUAUCACACAUCUGUUUUUCUUGAAGAAAAAAAAUAUAAUAAAAAUGUUUUACUCUUUUACACUGUAUAAUUGUAAGAAAUAGUGUGUUAUUUGUGAAUGCAUGGCCUGACGUACAUUUCUGUACAGUUGAGAUAUUUUCAAAUGAAACAUAAAAGAUGUCAACAAUAAAACCGAGAGAGUGAGUAUUUUUAUAUCAAACAUUUUAAGUAUGACAGGAUGGAGGAUCUUACACUGGGUUGGAUCACAAUUUUUGUGCUUGACUUUGAAUGCUUGUAAUUAAAAAUAUCUAUUUUUUCCCUCUAAAAUAAGCUGCAUGUUUGGGGCAUGUUUUUAAAUGUUAUCAAAAUUGCCGGAAUCGUAUGGUGAAUGUAUAGGAAGUCUGUUUGCCUGGCCUGAUCCAGGGUAAGUCAGUGCCGUGGCGUGAGAUGUGAGGACAGACCCGUGCUGUCUGCAGGACUAGGCGCACACUCCAGUCCCAGUAGGAUGUCCCUGCACGACAAUCAAAAGCCUCCAGGGCUUUCUGCCAGGGCGGCGUGUUCACAGCUGGGCACAGAAGCCUUUCUUUGGUACAAAUUCCUGAGGAGGACGUGCCCUUAGAAAGCCCUGGCCGCUCCAGAGUGACUAGAGAAACUGUGCCGAGCGGUGGGUUUUGCCAUUUUCUUACGUUGCUCUUUGACAGCACGCAUACCCCGCAGUGGACGUCAGACUGUCUCACUGAGAAGGGGAAACUGGCUUGAGAGGCUGGCUGGCUUUACCCAACCUGCGUGGCUGCAAUGGGCAGCUCACAUCGCCCAAGGGAUUUUGCAGAACACUGGGUGAACUGAGCUGGUGCUCUGGGUCUUGGCAGCACCGCGCCCGUUUAAAACAGUAUCCUGAUUCACAUGUGCUCACUGUGGUGUUACCUACACCCCAGCGCACGGACAGGGUGCGGCCGGAAGGAAUACUGUUGAGCUGGCUCAAGACUUCUUCAGACCCAAAGUCAGUCUUGUGUCAUAAACUGACACAUUUCCAAAGUCUGCGACUGUCUCUCCUUGUUAUAGAAGAGCCAUGUAUAAAAAUGUAUCGAUCUAAGAAUUUCCAACUGCCAACAGCUAAGCAUGAUCGCAGCUCUCUUACUGACCUGCUCACACUGUGCUGAAGAUUUCCGUGUUCUAAUGAUUACAUCAUUGGUUUGGGGGUAUUUUUGUUUCAUUAUUUUCCAUUAGAAAUAAAGAUGUCAAGAAGCUUUUAAAGGUCAUCAUAAAAAACAAAAAACUGACAAGAAACACCAGGGGUGAGGGCACUUCCCUUCGCCGGACACGAAGGGACGGGCAGUCACAGCAGCGUGCCCCACUGGGUUGCAGCCCUGCAUACGUGCCAGCACCGCCUGGCUCUCGCUGAGACUUCUGUACUCGUUUCUAAGCAAAACAGAGCAACUUCCACACAGUCUAUUAUGCUUUUAUAAACUGUUUAAAGGUACUUUUCUAUUGUCAUUUAUAAAAAUAAAGUGCUUAUUCCAGCCGUCA